GCCCUUAUUUCGCGUUAUGAUGUAUGGGAUUUUUCGCUUUUGUCUGAAAUGCACUUCGUGGAGCAAAACGCCGGACGUAUUUGCCGUGCUAUGUUCGAAAUUGCUUUGCGGCGUGGAUGGGCACAAGCUGCCAAUGCCUGUUUCGUCAUGUCUAAAUGUCUGUGCAAACGCAUCUGGCCUUUUCAAACACCUAUUAGGCAGAUGGCUGAUUUCGUGAAAUGGGAAUGGAUUAAAAAAAUAGAGUACCGAAAUUUGUCAUUUUACCAGCUGCUCGAUAUGUCUGCACGAGAACUUGGAUCGAUGCUUUCAUGUGAUGGCCUUCAGUUGUAUAAUGCCAUUCGAAUGUUGCCUGUUAUGAAUAUAGAUGCAAAUGUGAAGCCAAUUACUAAUACAAUAAUCCAGAUAUCUAUAACACUAACUCCUGAUUUCAUUUGGAAUGAAAGGUUGUUGGGCGGUGCGCAAACUUUCUGGAUAUUUGUUGAGAAUAUAAAUGAAAAUUUGAUUUUCCAUCAUGAAGAGAUCAUUCUUCGUCGAAAACAGGUGAUGAUGCGUGAAAAACAAAAUUUUAUUUUCACUAUUCCAAUACACGAUAAGCAGUUAUCAAAUAAUUAUCAGAUUCGCGUUGCCAGCGAUUAUUUUGUUGUGGAUGACACUGUUCUACCAAUUUCUAUGCAUAAUUGCAUACUACCAUCAUCCCAUUAUCCGCACACUGAUCUGUUGGAUUUGGACCCUUUGCCAUUAUCAGUGCUUAAGAAUGAUCUGUAUCAAUCAAUAUAUGAUUUCAAAUAUUUCAAUCCGAUACAAACUCAAGUUUUUUUCUCAUUAUUCCAUAGUGAUGACAAUUUACUUAUUGGUGCUCCAACAGGGUCGGGUAAAACACUUUGUGCUGAACUAGCGAUCUUCCGUUUAAUCAACCAGCAACCUGAAAAAAAAUGUGUUUAUAUUGCGCCUCUGAAAGCUUUAGUACAUGAAAGAGUUAAUGAUUGGAAAAAAAAAUUCGAGCAACAGAUGGGAAUUAGUGUUGUGGAAUUAACAGGUGAUCAUACUCCGGAUGUCAGAAGUUUAAAAACUGCUAUGAUAGUUAUAACCACUCCGGAAAAAUGGGACGGUAUUACUCGUGAGUGGGAAGUGCGUGAAUAUGUUAAACAAAUAGUGUUGCUAAUUAUCGAUGAAGUACAUUUAUUGGGCGUCGAAAGAGGUUCAGUUUUAGAAGCAAUUAUUACGAGAGUAAAAAUGAUGAAAAAAAAACAAGCAAAUGUUGCUAAAUAUCGUAUUUUGGCUUUAUCCACUGCUCUUGCGAAUGCGGGCGAUAUAGCUGAAUGGUUGGAUAUAAAAGAAUAUUGUGUCUACAAUUUCCGUCCUAAUGUGAGGCCUAUACCUGUAGAAGUGCAUAUUGCUGGUUUUUCUGGACAACACUAUUGCCCACGAAUGGCCCUUAUGAAUAAGCCAGCUUUCAAAGCUAUAAAAACAUAUUCUCCUCUCAAACCAGUGUUGAUAUUCGUAUCAUCUCGGCGGCAAACUCGAUUAACAGCUUUGGCAUUAGUAUCGGAAUUGGUUACUGAUGAGGAUCCUCGUCAAUGGCUACACAUAGAUGUGGAAGAGCUUGAAGGAAUAUUAUCAAUGCUGAAAGAUGAAAAUUUGAAAUUAACUUUACCUUUUGGCAUUGGAAUUCAUCAUGCUGGCUUACAACAAUUUGAACGGAAUAUUGUUGAAAAGCUCUUCACGAAUAAAAAAAUUCAAAUUUUGGUUGCUACUGCUACACUUGCAUGGGGGAUAAAUAUGCCUGCUCAUUUGGUUAUCAUCAAAGGAACAGAAUAUUAUGACGGAAAAACUCAAAGAUAUAUUGAUUUUCCUGUAACAGAUGUACUACAAAUGAUUGGCCGUGCCGGUCGGCCUCAGUUCGAUGAUUCUGCUGUGGCGUUAAUUUAUGUACAAGAUGUAAAGAAAGCAUUUUAUAAGCGAUUUUUAUACGAAUCUUUCCCUGUAGAAUCUAGGUAUUCAUUUUUGCAAUUGUAUUUUGUUAGGUUUAAAAGAAUUAUAAUGUAUACUUUUAAUUCAGUUAUUAAUUGCAGUUUAUUGCAAGUUUUGCCAAACCAUGUGAAUGCUGAAAUAAAUGCAGGAACUAUUACUACAAAGCAGCAAUUAAUAGAAUAUAUUUCUUGCACAUAUCUUUACAGGCGAUUUUUUGCUAACCCAAGUUACUAUGCUAUUGAAGAUACAUCACCAGAGGCCCUUUCUCGAUUUCUUAUCGAUCUUGUUGAUCAGACGAUUGAACAACUGAUUCAGUCACAGUGUAUAUACAUAAACGAGGAAGACGAUAAGUUAUUGUCAACACCACUGGGUCGAAUAGCUAGUGUUUACUAUUUACAACAUAAAACUGUUUAUUUUUUCAAAAGCAUUAUGAAUUCUCAUUCAACUAUAGAGGAUCUUCUAAAAAUUUUAUCGAACAACCCAGAAUAUGAAGAAGUCCCAGUUCGACAUAAUGAGGAUAAAGUUAAUUCUGAACUACAACGUUUUUUGCCUAUAAAGCUUGGAGAAGAAGCACAGAUGGAUUCACCACAUACGAAAACUCAUUUUCUUUUCCAAGCCUAUUUUUCUCGAUCAGAGAUCAGUUGUGGAACAAUGCAUUCGGAUGCUUCAGGAAAAUCGCUUGCCAUGCUUGAUAUUGCCGUUCUAUAUAGUUGGUUCUCUGCGUCAGUUAAUAUUGUCAUAUUUAUACAAAUGGUUGUUCAAGCACGUUGGUACCACGAUCAUCCACUUUUAGUUCUCCCUCACUUCGAUACUAAUCUAACGGCGGAAGCGCUACUCCAUUGGCCAGUAGUACAAAUAAAUUCCUGUACAUUGUUUGACGAUUCAAAAAAGUUGAAACUGAAUAUUAAUCAAGAUGAAAGAACGCCUAAAUACAUCAAAACUGCAGGCGGCAAAUUGUAUCGUCUUUCAUUCAUCUUAUACGCUAUUCACCCAUGCAAACAAGACUGGAAAGAAAAGGCUAUUUUUUUAGGCAGGCAAAAUUUCCAGGCUUUAGCAUAUUCUACGAAAUUUCCGAAAGAAAAAACAGCCGGUUGGUUGAUUUUAAUUGGUGAAAAAGAUUCGGACGAAUUAAUUCUAUGUCGGAAAAUCCCAUGGUUUUCGAAAAGAAAGGAAAUACGAUUGGAAUUAAAUAUGCCACAGAAAAGAGGUCGCUGCAUUCUUACAGUUGUUUUCGCUUCAGACAGUUACCUUGGAAUCGACCAGGAAUAUAAUUUGCAUUUUGAAUUAUCAUGA
Messenger RNA from Dracunculus medinensis (Guinea worm), 3264 nucleotides. Lineage: Eukaryota; Metazoa; Nematoda; Chromadorea; Rhabditida; Dracunculidae. The record is from the annotation of a GenBank genome assembly.